AUGCUCGAUUCGUUCUUCAAUAAGGGCUUCAAAGCUGCAAAGUGCAAAACCUUGCUCAAGUUAACGAUCCCUCGGAUAAAGCUAAUUCGGAAUAGAAGAGAGGCGCAGCUUAAGCAAAUGCGCCGUGAAAUCGCUAAGCUUCUCGAGACUGGUCAAGAAGCCACUGCUCGAAUUCGGGUUGAGCAUAUUAUAAGGGAAGAGAAGAUGAUGGCUGCUCAAGAGAUCCUUGAGCUCUUCUGUGAGCUCAUAGCUGUUCGUCUUCCUAUCAUCGAGGCUCAAAGGGAAUGUCCUUUAGAUCUUAAAGAAGCAAUAUCAAGUGUAUGUUUUGCUGCGCCGAGGUGCUCUGACUUGACGGAGCUGCAGCAGGUUCAGAUGCUAUUUGUUUCCAAGUAUGGAAAAGAAUUCGUUGCAGCUGCAUCUGAGCUCAAGCCGGAUUCUGGUGUCAAUCGCAAGAUAGUGGAGUUGCUGUCUGUGCGUGCACCUUCCCCAGAAGUUAAACUGAAUCUUCUCAAGGAAAUUGCAGAAGAACAUGAGCUUGAUUGGGACCCUACUUCUACAGAAACUGAUCUCUUCAAAUCGCAUGAAGAUCUCCUUGAUGGACCAAAGCAAUUUGGUGGGGGAUCUAAGCUGCCACUAGAGGAGGAAAAAGACGAAAGGGCACACGUGACGAUGACAUCUUUUGCACGCCCAGAGGAGCAAUCUGAUUCUGACUCAGAGUAUGAAAAACUGGACUUUCCCGAGGUCCCAAAUGUGCGGCCGACUUCUGGUGUUAAUCCUGUGAAUGCACCGGAGGCAGCAAAACCUGCCGGUUAUGAGCAUACCUUUCCCGACUUGCCCUCUGAGCCAGAGAAGGCAGGAGACGAAAAACCGACUUCCAAAAGAGAAGAACAUCCUGCAAAAGCAAGCACCACUUUCGUGGAAGGCCAACAGUCUUCACAGUACGUGACAGAAUCUGAUUCGGUGAAACGGAACAGUUAUUCUCCACCACCUGUUGAUGUAGUAGGAACCUUCUCUACAAAAGAGAGUGGGGCUUCAAGGGAUGCUCCAAGGAAAAUAUCUGAAGGUGACUUGCAGGAUGUCCUAACGGCUGCUCAAAAUGCUGCUGACUCAGCGGAACGUGCAGCAGCAGCUGCCCGUUCAGCUGCAAGUCUUGCACAACUCAGGAUCAACGAGCUUACAAAGAAGACGACUGACCAGUCUCCAGAGAGUCCGAAUGAGAACCCUUUCCAUUCAAACCCAUCACAGACGAUGGAGAACCGGCAAUUUGAUCAUCAGGAUUCUUCCGUCAGCAGCUACGGUGAUCUCACAGACUUCCAUUCAAACCCACCUCAGACGAUGGAGAAACCGCAAUUUGAUCAUCAGAAUUCUUCCGUCAGCAGCUACGGAGACCUUACAGACUUCCAAAUGGCUGACACUGCAUCGUCACAUUUCAGCCACGAGAGGAACAACCACCAAGCAGAGAGAUUCCCUUCAUUGGAGAAACCUCGUUUUGAUCACCAGAACUCAUCCGACAGCAGCUAUGGCAAUUUUACAGAGUUCCAAAGACCAGAGACGUCAUCAUUUGACAGACGCAGCCCUGACCAGGACCACCAGCAAAUGAGACUGCCUUCCAUGGAAGAUGAUCCCUAUUACUCAUAUCCUAAUCUGUUCACAUCGCAGAAGCCUGAUCGCUCUCCUUCAUUCUCAGACAAUACAAAACCUGCCCAUGAUUCUUGA
Messenger RNA from Microthlaspi erraticum, 1716 nucleotides. Lineage: Eukaryota; Viridiplantae; Streptophyta; Magnoliopsida; Brassicales; Brassicaceae. The record is from the annotation of a GenBank genome assembly.